UAGCUCGCGGGUUUGCUGACGUCACAAUAGAAUUCUUUAAAAGAGCACCGUGUAUACAAUGUACAGCUAUAUGUAGAUAACGAACAUAACUAGUAAAAUUAUAGAGGCUUAGUAUAUUAAACUGAAACAUAUAUUAGUUGCUAUAUAUACAAACAUAUAUUUUAAUGUAAAUAAAAUAAAUUACGGUAUAUUGCACUGAAUUAUGAUUUAAUUUACGAUAGAAAAUGCAAGUGUAACUUUGAACUAAAAUGCUGGUGUUUCUACCGUUUCUGAAAAAUAAUUACAUUUUAAAUUGUUUUAACGGAAUAUUAAAAUUACGUCAUCUUUUUAAUAAAAUUGCGUCAUAAUUGACAAACCGUCAAAGCCUUUUUGCAAUGAAGUUCAAAGGAAGAUUCGUUUCUACAAAAAAACUAGUGAGUCUCAAUAAUUUGGUUGUAAAGAAAAGUGCCACGAAUGAAAAUACGACUGAAGAAGAUCAUGCACCUGCAACAACCUGCAUGGAAGAGAGUUGGGAGGUAGGAAGGCGAGUUGUCGAAUUGAAAUUGCUCGCAGAGGGAUUAAAAGAAUGUAUUUUCUGCAAGGAACCAUUAAGUCUCAUUUCAUGCAUCGGUGAGAAAAAAUACGGAUUGGCAUCUAUUCUUUAUGUAUCAUGUCAAAAGUGCGGCACUACGAAUUCCGUACCCACAGGAAAACGCCACAGCACAAGCGGCAAAGGACCAGCCCGUUGCUUUGACAUCAACACAAAAAUGGCAGCAGCUAUGAUAAACGCUGGAAUUGGUGAUCAACAGGUCAAUAAUAUAUUGGCAGAACUGAAUCUUCCCACGAUCCAUCACAAAACUUUGAAAGAAAGAGAAAGGGAGAUAGGCCAUAUAAUUGAGGACGUUGCCGAGAAAUCUUGUAAUUCUGCCAUACAAGCAGAAAUUUCGUGCUCAGAAAGUGGUGACGCUCCAAGUUCUUCAAGUGCCGGCAUAGAUGUCUCUAGCGACGGUGGAUGGCAAAAGAGGGGAACAGGGCGAAGUUACAAUAGUUUGUCAGGGCAUGUAACUGUUCUGGGGAAGAACACCAAGAAGUGUCUCUCUUUCGGCGUUGCCUGCAAGACAUGUCGAAAAUGUAAAAAUCGCAGCUCUACAAACGUAAAAAAAACGUCCAAAAAAGCCCAUCAUUGUAGAACAAAUUGGAGCGGGUCUGCUAAAGGUAUGGAACCUUUCCUGACUGUGAAAUGCCUAAAAUCACUGAAAGACAAGGGGUUAGAUGUGAAAACUCUGAUCAUGGACGAUGAUACGACAACAUUUGUUAGGGCUAAAAAUGCUGUAUCGGACCAGCUAAAAAAGUGCAGCGACAAAAGUCACAUAUUGCGAAAUUUUAACAACUCUCUCUACAAGGUCAGAGAUGUCCACAAAAACCUAUCCAUUGCCAACAUAAAUUACUUCAAGAAAUGCUUCAGUUACGCCAUUGCACAAAAUAAAGGCAAUGAGGAAGGAAUUCGCCAAACUUUAUUAGCGACUGUCCCCCAUGCUUUUGGUGACCACAGCGGAUGUAAUGAGGCAUGGUGUGGCUACAUUAAAAAUCCAGACACCUAUCGACACAAGAGUUUUAACUUUGGCCGAAAUUUACAGGGAGAAAUGCUCAAAGAGUCCUUAUAUGAAGUAUUCAGCAAAUAUGCGGGAAAUGCGGGGAAACUCUCAAACCUCGGCUCUUCCAACGGAAAUGAAAACUUAAAUCAGAUGAUUGCCAAGAAAGCACCUAAAUCUCAACACUAUUCUGGAUCGGAUAGCCUUUCAUUUCGAAUUGCUGCAGCCAUAGCCCAGAAGAAUGAAGGACACGGCUUUAUUGUAGAGGUCAACAAGGCCAGCUGCCUGUCACCUGGAAAACGGACAACCACGAGAGCAGGAUACCUUGACCGUAAAAGAGCUCGGCAACAGACACGACAAAGUUUACGGCAGGCAAAACUAGAUCGGCUGCGUCUAAAAGAAGAUCGACAGUCUUCAUUUAUGUUGUCGGAACUACACGAAGGCACAACUUACGAAACUAGUGUAGAUUUUGCUGUUUCCUCCGAGAGACAAGAGGAACUAAUAGCAGAAAUCCCAUCAACACCAUCAAGUUCAAGAAAGCUGAAACCUGUGGCUGCUCAAGUGUCCGAUUCUACACUCAUUGUGGCAGAUCUGGAGACUACGGAAUUCUCCACAAGUAGCAGUAUUAUUCAGAUAGCUGCAGCUCCUCUCCAUUCAGACGAAAGUUUCAAUAGAUUCGUGCAACCUUCUAACGGUUUUAUUCCUCCAACGAUCCAAAAACUAACAGGGAUAGAGAUGCACGGGCUGCAAAUGUAUUAUGAGUUGACCCCAGUUUCGUCAUGUGGAGAGAGACAAGCUCUAGUAGAGUUUGCUGCGUGGCUGAACAAGUUUUCUUCCCCUUUGAUUGUAGCACACAAUGCACAAUUCGAUGCACGUAUUUUAGUAUCCUGCUUUUCAAGACAUGGUCUGAUAGAUUUAGUGAAAAAAGUCGUCGGUUUCUCAGACACUGUGAAAUUGUUCAAGAAAGUUUAUCCCGAUCAGCAGUCAUAUAAACUUCAAGAUUUAGUUAAGUCGUUUGCACCAGAUUUUGAAUCUUCAAAUGCACACAAUGCUGAACAUGGUGUUUCAAUGUUGAAAAACUUAGUAACGAACAAACCAAAUAUGGAGGAGUCACUCCGCGAUGCAGUUUUUUCUACAGAGUACGUCAUUGCAAACAACGAAAAACUAUCAAAUAAGAACAGAAACAUUGGAAGUUUUACUGACUUAAUAACCUCAAACAUUCUGACAAAGAGUCAAAGUUCUACGCUGGCAGCAUAUGGUUUGCAGUCAAACCAUUUGAAAUUCGCGCUGCAAAGAGGCGGAAGAGAAGGUCUUCUUACCGUACUGAAGGGAAAACUGAAAUCUUUCAACUCUGUAAUAGACAAGGUCAUUGCUUUCUAUAACGUAUGAGAGGCCAUUUUUGUUAUGCUGUUAUAUUUUAGGCGACAUUUGAAAUCAUGUAUGCACUACUAUUUUUUUAUUGAAAAUUUGAUUCUGUUUGUUAAAGAUUAAAAUUUAUUUGUAAAUGAUUGAAUACUGUUUAAAACAUGUCCUCCAGGUAAGAUUUUGCAUUAAAUUUAAUUCCCUUUUACUAGAGUUACUGUUUUAUGGAGGUCAAUAAAUUUAAAAUAUCACUUCCAAGUGCUAUGGAAAAUAAAAGUUCUAUUCUAUAUGUUGUCAUUCAACGGCUUUUAAAUCUGAACAAAACCAACAAAUUUAAAUUUAAUAAAUGCAUGAUUUAAUUUGAUAUUCUUGUCGAACAACGCCCUUUUUCGGCACACAGAUGCACGAAACUGAUGACGUCGCGCUAACAUGGUGUAACGUCGCGAUGAAAAUGUAACGUUAUGUGAAAAUUUCAAAUCUUUAAAGUUUUUUUGCGAAAAAUUGGCUGAGAACACAUAUUGAUUUUUUUGUAUCGAUUAAUUCCAAAUCAAUCAUCGCAAUUAUUGUGCCGAGUAAAAUAAAAUUCGUCUGAUUUGUUUUAAAGUUAUGAGUAUGGUUUUGGAAUAUGGUUACUGGCGAAAAUGUAAAUAUUGCUAUAUAUUUCAUUGAAAUGGUGUUAAC
Messenger RNA from Magallana angulata, 3614 nucleotides. RefSeq lists its product as uncharacterized. The transcript has 6 exons. The coding region runs from base 375 to 2960 and encodes 861 amino acids. Gene Ontology annotation, cellular component: cytoplasm. NCBI's taxonomy places the organism in Eukaryota, Metazoa, Mollusca, Bivalvia, Ostreida, Ostreidae. Gene Ontology annotation, biological process: DNA catabolic process. Gene Ontology annotation, molecular function: nucleic acid binding; 3'-5'-DNA exonuclease activity. The record is from RefSeq and is a predicted model, not a curated record.